Molecule: messenger RNA, 4472 nt
Organism: Bemisia tabaci
Lineage: Eukaryota; Metazoa; Arthropoda; Insecta; Hemiptera; Aleyrodidae
Gene: nAChRbeta1
Product: nicotinic acetylcholine receptor beta1
Biological process (GO): monoatomic ion transmembrane transport
Cellular component (GO): postsynaptic membrane
Molecular function (GO): acetylcholine-gated monoatomic cation-selective channel activity; transmembrane signaling receptor activity
Source: RefSeq, a predicted model, not a curated record
CCAUCUAAGAGGGCGUCCCCGAUUCCAGUUACCAGUCCCUCAUGCGAAAAGUCAUCGCCUUAUCACACUGUCCCUCGCACGCCAAAAAAAGAAAAACAAAAAAACAAUAAUUAAUUAUAGAAAUAGAUAAACAUGAACCGGAUUCGUCGUGAGUUCCUCUCCGCCUCGUCCUGCCGCAGCCGUGUAAUUGACUGUGUCGUCGGUUUGUGUUACGUCUAGUUUUUUACAGCGCCCCGACCCUACCCCUUUUAGCGUUUUUUACAUGAUUCAUUUACGAUUUUGCUACUCUCGCGUUUUUUUCCGGAAACAAGAACGUAAGUCAACAAUUAGUGCAAAAAUCCCCGUGUCUCCUCCCGGGGUACCGUUUCGUAACCUGUUUUUUUAGAAGUCGACUCAAGUAGGAUAAGUUCGGAAUUCAUAAACAGUGUCUUUGAUUGGGAUCGGUCACAAUGUACACUUGGCCUCCAUUCUGUGUGUAAGCGGACGAAAACUGAUUGGAUCUUCGGUGACGAUCGAACGAACAGCGAAACGACCUAUUAGUAUCGAGAUACGCUGGCGGUUAUGCUUUAACUCUGCGGUAUUUGUGUACAAAAUUAUUCCUACUUCUUUUUGUAUCAAUUUUCGUAUUGUGUCGUGCUGCGAUUAUACAUUAGUAUUUUUUUAGCAUUUGUACCGAAGAAUUUUGUUUUCUAAUUUUGCGAGUUUAGCGUAUUCUAGUGCGGACUUCUGUUCUGUGCGCGACGGAAAAUUAGAGCUCCAUUAUUUUGUUCGUCUUUUGCAAGUAUACUCGAUAGAGAAAACGUACCUACAAAAUUCGCCGCCGAAUUUGCCGCACGAGCUGCUUUGUUUGAACCCGAUCGGUACAAAGGUAUAAUAAACAUCUACGAUUUGUCAUGUUCUUGAUUAUUUGAUCGGUGAUAAAGUUUAGUAAGAAUAAUGCGAAUCCCUGCAAUUCCCCGUUGAAGAUAGCUCCAUUUACUACAUUUCGUCCGGCAGUUUAAGUAUACUAGAAUCUAUUCAGAUCGAUCGCAAUUCAAUGCAUCAGUAUUCCUGCUUCAAAUUUUUGUGCUGACCUUUCGGAUCCAGAGGCUGCAGCGGCCGCAGUCCAGAUUAAGGACGAGGAUGGCUCUGAAUUGCAGCUACGAAGGAAGAUAUAUUCACCCCAGAAUGCACUGGUGUUGACCGUCAUGAUACCCAUUCUUUGGGUGUCACUCCAAGCAUGAAAACGUCGCUAGUGGCUACUCUUAAUUUGCUCAUGAUAGGGCUCAUACUGCCAUGCCUGUGUUCAGAGGACGAGGAAAGACUGGUUCGCGAUUUGUUUCGCGGGUACAACAAGCUGAUUCGACCGGUGCAGAACAUCACUGAGAAGGUUGAUGUCCGAUUCGGGCUGGCUUUCGUUCAACUUAUUAAUGUGAAUGAGAAGAAUCAAAUUAUGAAAUCAAACGUCUGGUUGCGACUGGUAUGGAAUGAUUACCAACUUCGAUGGGAUGAAACAGAUUACGGAGGGAUAGGUGUUUUGCGAUUACCACCGGAUAAAGUGUGGAAACCUGAUAUUGUUCUUUUCAACAAUGCCGAUGGUAACUACGAAGUUCGUUACAAGUCUAAUGUUCUGAUUUAUCCUCACGGAGAAGUUUUGUGGAUUCCUCCUGCCAUUUACCAGAGCUCAUGCACCAUAGACGUCACGUACUUCCCGUUCGAUCAGCAGACAUGUAUCAUGAAAUUCGGAUCAUGGACAUUCAACGGCGAUCAGGUCUCCCUGGCCCUCUACAACAACAAGAACUUCGUGGACCUCUCGGACUACUGGAAGUCGGGGACGUGGGACAUAAUCGAGGUGCCGGCAUACUUGAACACCUACCCGGGGGUGCCGACGGAGACAGACAUCACGUUCUACAUCAUAAUCCGCCGGAAGACACUGUUUUACACGGUCAAUUUAAUCCUGCCGACGGUCCUGAUCUCCUUUCUAUGUGUUCUCGUUUUUUACCUACCGGCCGAGGCCGGCGAAAAAGUUACUCUAGGCAUUAGUAUUUUACUGUCACUGGUUGUGUUUCUUUUGCUAGUCUCGAAAAUCCUGCCCCCGACUUCGCUUGUUCUCCCCCUCAUAGCCAAAUACCUACUAUUCACUUUCAUCAUGAACACGGUGAGUAUAUUGGUGACGGUGAUCAUCAUCAACUGGAACUUCCGAGGGCCGCGCACCCACCGGAUGCCGGUCUGGAUCCGGUCCGUGUUCCUCUACUACCUGCCGAUCAUCCUGCUCAUGAAGCGUCCGAAGAAGACGCGGCUUCGUUGGAUGAUGGAGAUGCCGUCGAUGACCAACGUCUCGUCGGUCCCUCCGCAUCCUCACUACGGGUCACCCACAGAGCUUCCAAAAAACCUGGCCCAGGCCUCGAGCAAGUCGAAGACGGAGGUGAUGGAGCUGUCCGACUUCCACCACCCCAACUGCAAGAUCAACCGCAAGGCCAGCGUCGAGCGACGGGAGAGCGAGAGCUCCGAUAGUCUCCUCCUCUCCCCGGAGGCCUCCAAAGCCACCGAGGCUGUCGAGUUCAUCGUAGAGCAUCUUCGAAACGAGGAUCAAUACAUUCAGAUUCGAGAAGACUGGAAAUACGUGGCAAUGGUGAUCGAUCGUCUACAACUGUACAUAUUUUUCAUCGUCACAACCGUAGGAACGGUGGGAAUUCUGAUGGACGCUCCUCACAUCUUCGAAUACGUAGAUCAAGAUAGAAUAAUUGAGAUCUACCGUGGAAAGUAAAAAUGCUCAAUUUUAGUUUGUAGUUCGCUGUAUUAUACCAUAUUGUAUUUUAAUAUUAUACCGUACUUUGCCACACGUACAGUAACAUACCGUACCGUACCGCAUUGAGUUACGAUGCGUGGUGAGGUACUGAGGUAAGCAUAUUGUGUCAGGGGUAUACUGGAUAUAGAAGAAAGCUCUUCUAUGUCAUACCCCGCAAGCUCCAUCGCGAUACACUGUGUUACAGUAGCGUCACUUGGAUGUUUCCCUCUUUUUUUAUUAGAUUUAAAGCUGUGCAAAAAAGUAAGGAAAACUCUGUCCUUUCUUAUUUUUUUUUAGGGUAAAUUGCGCUAUUUUCCUGCUUUUUAGAACGUGAAAUCUGGUCAGCUUUUCUGUAAAAGCAUCCAUUUUUACAGAUUAAAUGUGAGAGACUGUUGAGGUAGAAAAUAAACCAAUGAAGACAGAUAGGUAGGCGGUUUACUUGAACUUGUCACGCCAUGAAUAAUAAAAUUGGACAUGAUAUGCGCCUCAGAAUGUCGGACAUACUGUCCAUGAUGACUGUUUCAGAGUUACGAAAAUCAAAUAAAAAAACGCCGCCUAACACAUUCUGCUCAAAUGCACUCUAAGUGAGUGUUAGCAUUGCCAGCACUACAACUUAAAAGCUAUACUUUGUGUAGUUUUGAAAUUUAUAUGCAAUAGUAAACUGUUGACUUUGGUGCUAGGCCAAAUUUACUGAUGGAUAAAGUAUGAAUCAUUCGUUCGUCGUCAUCUGUCUCCAGUGUCAGGAACUAAGUUAACUUUCGUGGAGAGACUUUGCCCUGCAAAUUGAAUUUAUUAGGAAUAGUUCCAUGGCAAGAUUGUGUGGUGGAUUUCGACAAUCGAGAACUAAGUAAAGCAGUAAGCGGUAAUAAGUAAAAACCGAGGAGAAAAAAUCGCGGAAACAAGGCUAGAAAUGGACAUAGAAAUAAAUGCAGGACGUUUCGAUGUCUUACGACAUCACUAUCAACUGCUGAAAGAAAAAUAAAUUAAAACUAAAAAUAAUGAAGUAUAAAUAACCUGGCGAUUGCUACUUUUUUAACCCAGCAUUUGAGUCUCCCAAUAAUAAAAUCUAGCUAUGUGUUUACAUAUUUAAUACGUGGUGAUGAUAAUGAUUGGAUUGCAAGUAUCUAGUAUUCCCAAAUAAUAUAGUGAUAUUGUGAUGAUAUAGUGUUAUAUUGAGAACUAUAUUUCCAAAAUCUAAGAUGAACGUGACUGUAUCACAGUGUGCAUUAUCGCAUUGUAUUUAUUGCAUUGUACUUAAUUGUAUUGUAUUGUGUUGCAUUGCAUUGAUUUGUAUCAAGAACAAGUUAGUCACUCCUGUUGUACAACAUUUUUCCAGUAAGUAUUUGAGAUGCCAAAUUAAAUAUUUUAUAAGAGAUGGGAAUUAUGAGACAAACAUUGUACUGUUUUGUAAUCACAAAAACAGUGAGAGGUUUCGCAAGUACAAGGUCAAUUUUUGAUGCCUCUCUCUUCCCUUACCUCAUUACAAUGGAGACGUUUUGCUCAUUUAAAUUAUGUUUUUUAUAUGUAUUAUAUAGGCCCUAUCCUUUUUUAAUGUACUUUUUUAAAAUAGUUACUAUCAUUCGUCGCACGAUUUGUAUUUAUCCCCAACAAAAUUUACAUAAAAAUAACUUCUUAAAAAGAAAAUAUGAAGGAACGAAGUAUUCGUGAUAUGAUCAAUGUAAUGAGGUAUUAAUAAAACAGGAAA